Messenger RNA from Suncus etruscus (white-toothed pygmy shrew), 1023 nucleotides. RefSeq names its product 2-acylglycerol O-acyltransferase 3-like. Lineage: Eukaryota; Metazoa; Chordata; Mammalia; Eulipotyphla; Soricidae. Gene Ontology annotation, biological process: triglyceride biosynthetic process. Gene Ontology annotation, cellular component: endoplasmic reticulum membrane. The coding region runs from base 1 to 1023 and encodes 340 amino acids. The transcript has 7 exons. The record is from RefSeq and is a predicted model, not a curated record. Gene Ontology annotation, molecular function: diacylglycerol O-acyltransferase activity.
AUGGAAGACUCCAAGGUCCCCCUCCACUCGUCCCAAAAAACCUCCUGGAAGCAAUGUCUGAACAUCCUGGGUGCCUACCAGUAUGUGCUGACCUUCCUCUUCAUGGGAAUGUUCUUUACCUUCUUCACCAUCUUCCUCCUCUUCAUGCCACUCUGGUCACUGUCUGUGCUCUAUGGGGUUUGGCUGAUCAUCGACUGGGACACACCCCAGCAAGGUGGCCGUAGCUCCAAAUGGGUAAAGAAAUGGAUCAUUUGGAAGUAUCUGAGAGAUUACUACCCCUGCAAGCUGGUCAAGACAGCUGAGCUGCCCCCUGACCAGAACUACAUACUAUGCGGGCACCCUCAUGGCAUCAUGUGCACAGGCCACGUCUGUAACUUCGGCACUGGGAGCACCGGCUUAUUCGAGCUCUUCCCAGGAUUGCGCUUGAACAUAGCCACCCUGACCAUACUCUUACACCUGCCAGUCUAUCGGGAUUACAUCAUGGCCGUAGGCAUGUGCUCUGUGAGCCGCCAGAGCCUGGAUUUCCUGCUGUCGAGUCGCCCCUUUGGGCAGGCCGUGGUCAUCUUAGUGGGGGGAGCCCAGGAGGCGCUGGACGCCAUCCCCGGGGAGCACCGUCUGACACUGCGCAAUCGCAAAGGCUUUGUCCGCCUGGCUCUGAGGCAUGGGGCCUCCCUGGUGCCUGUAUACUCGUUCGGGGAGAAUGAUAUCUUCAGGCUCAAGAGAUUUGAGGUGGGCACCUGGCAACAUACGGUGCAGGUCGCUUUCAAGAAGAUUUCAGGCAUCUCCCCAUGUAUCUUCUUGGGGCGCAGCCUCUUCUCCCCGAAUUCCUGGGGGCUGCUGCCCCUGCCCAAGCCCAUCACCACUGUGGUGGGCCGCCCCAUCCCGGUGCCCCAGGUGCACCAGCCCUCUGAGGACCAGGUGAACCACUACCACCAGCUCUACGUGAGCGAGCUGCAGCAGCUGUUCGAGGAGCACAAGGCCAGCUAUGGGGUGUCUGCCUCUGUUCAGCUCACCUUUGUUUAG